Molecule: messenger RNA, 6050 nt
Organism: Hemicordylus capensis (graceful crag lizard)
Lineage: Eukaryota; Metazoa; Chordata; Lepidosauria; Squamata; Cordylidae
Product: dimethylaniline monooxygenase [N-oxide-forming] 2-like
Exons: 10
Coding region: 221-1828 (535 amino acids)
Molecular function (GO): flavin adenine dinucleotide binding; NADP binding; N,N-dimethylaniline monooxygenase activity
Source: RefSeq, a predicted model, not a curated record
AGCUGCCUGUGCCAGUGAGACAGAGAAACACGUGGGUGAACUUAGCCAGUUUGUUAAAAGUCUCUGGAACUCUGCUGGGUGUGUUAAUUUCCUUCCAGACACAGAAGAGACUAAAAUAGGACAGAGGAAAAAAGGCGGUAUAUAAAUGCAACAAUAAAUAAAGAAAGAAAGAAAGAAAGAAAGAAAGAAAGAAAGAAAGAAAGAAAGAAAGAAAAGGACGAUGGCAAAAAGAGUUGCAGUUAUAGGUGCUGGCGUGAGUGGGCUGACAUCUAUCAAAGGCUGCCUAGAUGAAGGCCUCGAGCCCACUUGCUUUGAGCGAAGCACUGAUAUCGGGGGACUAUGGAGAUUCACGGAAAAGGUAGAGGAAGGCAGGGCAAGCAUCUACAAGUCUGUCGUCACCAAUACUUCCAAAGAGAUGUCCUGCUUUAGUGAUUUUCCAGUGCCUGAUGACUUUCCAAACUUCCUGCACAACUCCAAGUUUCUGGAAUAUUUACGACUGUAUGCAAAGCACUUCAAUCUACUCAAGUAUGUCACUUUCAAGACCACAGUUGUCAGUGUAGAAAAACGUCAAGAUUACCCUACCACUGGCCAAUGGACUGUAAUCACAGAGAGAGAUGGGAAGCAGGAAUCGUUCAUCUUCGAUGCUGUUAUGAUCUGCACAGGACACCAAAUUGAAGCCUACACCCCACUGGAGUCUUUUCCUGGUUUUGAGAAGUUCAAGGGUAACUAUCUCCACAGUCAAAAAUACAAAGACCCAGAAGUAUUCCAAGGGAAAACAGUUGUGAUAAUUGGAAUGGGGAAUUCAGCUGCUGAUCUUGCUGUGGAGAUCUGUCGGAAGGCAAAGAAGGUGUCCAUCAGCACUAGGGGAGGCUCCUGGGUGAUGAGCCGAGUGCAUGACAAUGGUUAUCCGUGGGACACCAUCUUUCAUACCCGUUUCAACAACAUAGUCCAAAAUUCCCUCCCGUGGUUUCUUCUGCAAUGGAUGACAGAACAGAAGAUGAAUCAGUGGUUUAAUCAUGAAAACUAUGGUCUAAUGCCUCGUAACAGGUCCCUGAUGAAAGAGCCAGUUUUCAAUGAUGACUUGCCAAGCCGUAUUCUCUGUGGCGCUGUGACCGUGAAACCACUUGUCAAAGAAUUCACUGAAAACUCUGCCAUUUUCGAAGAUGGGACUGUGGAGGAGAAUGUGGAUGUUGUCAUCUUUGCAACAGGCUACAGCAUUGUGUUCCCCUUUCUGGAAGAGUCAGUGAUAAAAGUGGAAGAUAAUCGUGUCCCCUUGUAUAAACAUGUCUUCCCUCCUCAUCUAGAGAAGCCAACAAUGGCUGUUAUUGGCCUCAUCCAGCCCCUUGGGCCAAUCAUGCCCACCUCAGAGCUGCAAGCACGCUGGGCUACCAGAGUCUUCAAGGGACUGAGUGUGCUGCCUCCAGAGAGCACCAUGGUGGCUGAUACCGUCAGAAGGAAUGAGAAGAGGAUCAAAUGGUUUGGCACCAGCCGCAGCCAAUCAAUCCAAACAGAUUUCAUCGAGUACCUCGAUGAGCUUGCUAUUGGUUCAGGGGUGAAACCAGACCUGUUCUUGCUGCUGCUGAAAGACCCCAAGCUGGCUCUGACUGUCUUCUUUGGGCCCUGCAGCCCAUUCCAGUUUCGCUUGGUGGGACCAGGGAAGUGGGCUGGUGCUAGGAACGCCAUCCUCACUCAGACAGAGCGGAUCAUCAAACCCACAAAAACCCGAAUUGUGAACAAAGGUUCAAACCACCUCCUGAUCUCUCUGCUUAAAAUCCUUGCUGUUCUUGCUCUCUUUGUUGCAAUUUACCUUUCCCUUAGUCAGCACUGAUCUCCAUCACAUAAUAAGAGAAUGAUUAGUUGUAUACUAAUCAGCAGGCUGCUUAAGUUACAUGUGAUGCCUCUUUCUGUAAUAACCAGACUACCUUCUGCGCAUAUGGGGUCAAUGCAGACUUAUAUUGUGCCUGAUUUUAACAGCCAGCCUUGUGCCACUCAAAAGCAGGGGCGUAUCUAGGGUAGGGCAGGCAGGGCACAUGCCCCAGGUGCCACUUGAAGGGGGAGUGCCAUAUUGUAAAAAUGAUUUUUUAAAAAAAUGACUGCUGAAAACAAAAUGGCCAUCAUGCAUGCUCAAAUGGCCUCUGUGAGGCCCUAGGUCAUGCCAGGCCUUGCAGAGGCCAUUUGAGCAUGCGCGGUGGCCAUUUUGUUUUCAGUGGCCUUUUUAAAAAAAAAGAGAUUAUUUUUAAAAAUGGCCACCGCACAUGCUCAAAUGGUACCUGCAAGGCCCUAGAGGCCAGCGGGGUGAGGGGGAACCUUUGCAAACCACCCCCCAGCCUUUAGGAAGCCCCCCAAAGGGGCUACAGGAAAAUAAUAAUAAUAAUAAUAAUAAUAAUAAUAAUAAUAAUAAUAAUGAAGCAGAUGAAACCGUGGACCACCUAAUCAGCUGUUGUAAAAAGAUCACACAGACUGACUACAAACAAAGGCAUGACAAGGUUGCAGGGAUGAUACACUGGAACAUCUGCAAAAAAUACAAGCUACCUGUAGCCAAACACUGGUGGGACCAUAAAAUUGAGAAAGUGGUAGAAAAUGAAGAUGUAAAAAUAUUAUGGGACUUCCGACUACAAACAGACAAACAUCUGCCACACAAUACACCAGAUAUAACUGUAGUCGAGAAGAAAGAAAAACAAGUCAAAAUAAUUGACACAGCAAUACCAGGGGAUAGCAGAAUAGAAGAAAAAGAAAUAGAAAAAAUCACCAAAUACAAAGAUCUACAAAUUGAAAUUGAAAGGCUGUGGCAGAAAAAGACCAAAAUAAUCCCAUUGGUAAUUGGCGCCCUGGGUGCAGUUCCAAAAGACCUUGAAGAGCACCUCAACACCAUAGGGGCCACAGAAAUCACCAUCAGCCAAUUACAAAAAGCAGCUUUACUGGGAACAGCCUAUAUUCUGCGACGAUAUCUAUAACAAUUGACAAUAAAAUUCUGGCAUCCCAGGUCCUUGGGAAGGACUCUAUGUCUGGAUAAAACAAACCAGUCAAUAACACCUAUCUGACUGUGUAAACAAGAAAUAAUAAUAAUAAAAUAAAAGACACUGUACACAUAUUCAGAUUGGCACUAUGUGCAGAGAAUCAGGGCUUGUGAAUACUGAGCUGAUGCUUAUGAGCUAGGAUUGUAUUCAUUUGCUCUUACUUUGCUUCUUGUGAUAAGUGAGUUAAAUGUGAUGUCUUAAUAAUAUGGCUAUUAAUGGUGAGUUUGUCUUUGAAUCAGUGUGAAAUCCUUAAUAUUAAGGCCCACUGGGAGUUUCUUGCUCUCUUUCUCUCAUUUUAACUGUCUUUCUGAAAGACUAGAAUAUAUUCCAAGCAGUGACACAGUUUAGCAAUAGCAAUAGCAAUAGCACUUACAUUUAUAUACCACUCUAUAGCCGGAGCUCUCUAAGCGGUUUACAAUGAUUUUUAGCAUAUUGCCCCCAGCAUUCUGGGUACUCAUUUUACCGACCUCAGAAGGAUGGAAGGGUGAGUCAACCUUGAGCCCCUGGUCAGGAUCGAACGUAACCUUCUGGUUACAGGGCGGCAGUUUUUACCACUGCGCCACCAGGGGCUCUUACUCUGCAUAUCCUUUAAUUAUUUACAGAGUAUCUUUGGAAAAGUCAAAUUCUUGAUUUAUUUUUAAAACUUAUGUAAUGGUGAUGCUACAAUGCAUAGUAGAGAAUUAGACAGGCACUUCUGUUUAGUUUUCCAAGUACACCUCCACAUAGUAUUUGGGGAUUUAAUGAGCCCCCACAUACUGAAAUUUGUAGUUUUCCAGCAUUUUUUGGUGUGGCUACGUCCACUGCUAAAUAGUUUUUGAAAAGAUUAACAAGCCUGACUUGUAUUUUUCAGCUGAUAUUAUGGUAAAGUUAUCUGAAAGAUGAGUGUCAGAUGCUUGGGCAGGAGGGCGCAAUUUCAGUGUUUGCCCUAGGUGCUAUUUUCCCUAGAUACGCCUCUGCUCAAGAGAUCCUGCAAACUUUGUCACUGUAUAUGUUAGCAAGUGGAAAGAGAGGUAGACAUCUCUGAAUUAUGCACAAAGUCAGAGAGGAGAUAUAUUGGGGCAGGACAAAGGUCUUUUGUGAAGAUUGUGUGUGCCCAACAGUUUUCCAAUUAAACUGGAACAACAACAGAAGCAACAACAGAAAACCUUCCAAAGAUGGAGGCAAAAGGGACUGAACAAUGGGCAGGACAGAAGGAAAUUGCAAACACACACACACACACACACACACAUGUUGGUGACACUAUGGGGUGGUUAGUAUUUGUUUUGUGGAGUACUAAUUUUGACACGCCACAGCAAGAGGCCAACAUCCAAUCAGCACAGGUAAAAGGCAAAAGAUUUAUACGAGUUAGUUAUAAGUUUAUUCGGUCAUUGACCAGCAAACAUUUACAAUAAACCAGUACGUAUUUUACAAAUAAUAUAACAAAACUUGGCCAUAACAGAAAUAAUAUCAGUGUCCUCAUUAAUUAAAAGAUAAUUUAAAUAAAAUUCAUCAGACCGGCCAGGCAAAUUGUCUAACAUAGGAGAUAAAAGUCUUAAACGGGGUUCCCUAUAAAAAUCACAAUAAAGAAUAACGUGCGAGGUGGAUUCUAUAACCCCUUUGCCACAUGGGCAAAGACGUAAAAAUAGCGGAACUCCCUUGAACCUGCCAUCCAAUACUGCUGUAGGAAGAACAUUUAAACGUGCUAAAGUGAGGGCUCAUCUAAAUUUAGGGACAAGCACCACAUCAAAAUAUUUAGCUGGUUUAAGAUUAAUAGCUUGACUCCCUAAGUAUAAACCCUGCUUGAGCCAUGCACCUUCUUGUUGAACUUCUAUAUCCAGGACACGUUGCUUAACUAACUUCCUGGCUUGCUCAAUUCCUACAGUAUGCAAAUCCUCUAUGGAGAGGCCAAAAGAGGAAAAUUAGAGGAUUUAUACGAUUUGAAGAGAAACCAAAGGUGGAAAGGUAGAGACUUCUGUAAAGGGUGUACCGCACACCAAAAUCUCUUAAUUGCACUGCCUAUAGAUUUUAACAUUCAUUCGAUUUUUUUCCAGCCCUUCCCUUCAGUAGUAGUAUCCUACUAUCAAUACCUCAGUACUCUCUUUGAAUUUCAAAUAUCACUCUGUCCAAAAUGAAAAUGUCAGCAACCUUUGUUUUCAUUUCCUGCAGAAGUAAAACAAGCUUUUCCUAGUCUUGUUUUAUUUUAUAAUGUUCAUGUUCUUAGUUAAAUUUGUUUCCUAUGAGAAAGGUCAUAUCUACUUUCUCUCUAGUUAUACAUUUAUUUACAGUUUGUCUCUUAAUAAAGCUGAGACCUCUUUAAAAAAAAAAACAAUCAGCAAGGUCAGAGAAGAAGAGGUCCAAUGACAGGUGAACAUAUGUGCUUCUACAAAAACCUUAAAUGGCGCAGCAGGGAAAUGCUUGACUAACAAGCAGAAGGUUGCUGGUUCGAAUCACCACUGGUACUAUAUCGGGCAGCAGCAAUAUGGGAAGAUGCUGAAAGGGAGGAGGCAAUGGUAAACCCCUCCUGUAUUCUACCAAAGAAGAACAACAGGGCUCUGUGGGUGCCAGGAGUUGAAAUCGACUUGACGGCUCACUUUACUUUUACUUUUACAAAAAUUCAAUAUUCUCUGAAUUGGAACUUUGCCUUGAAGAAGAACUUUUUAAAGCAGGGCUAUCAAACCCCCAGCCCAUGGGCCAGAUCCAGCCCGUGCAGCUGCUUCCUCAGGCCCUCCAACCUUCCUUCCUUCCUUCUCCACACCAUGCCGUUCAGCUACUUCCUUUCUGUUCCCCCUGCCAAAAAGGGAGGAGGAGGAGGAGGAAGAAAACAGAAGGUGGUGUGAGGUAGGCUCGAGGAGACAGAAGGUGGUGAGAGGCUAUGUGCAAUCCCCCAGAGGUGCAUAGUAUGUAUUAUGUACUAUAUAUAAGUUCUUUAGUCAGAACAUAUAGGUUAAUGUAUAAAGAUAUAUGCAUGCCUUAGAGAUGAAUGUGAGCACGAUAUACAUAGUAUGUAUUGUAUUAUGUACAAGGGAGAGGAAUAGACAAAAGACUGGAAACAAA